AGAGGAGGCAGCAGGCAACUCCAGCUGACAUGAUCUGGUGGACAAGUUUGGUUUUUAUUUUCUAUUUUCAAACCAUUCACAGUAUGAAUGAAGUUAGAUGGUGCACUAUCUCUGACCAAGAGACCAAAAAAUGUAACGACAUGAAGUCUUCUUUCGCACAAGCACAGAUCAUUCCUCUGUUAUCGUGUGUUAGUGGACAAUCAUCCUCUGACUGUAUCCAAAAACUGGCGAAUAAUCAGGCUGACGCAGUGACACUUGAUGGCAGUUUAAUUUAUGAUGCUGGAAAACAAUAUAAUCUGAAACCAAUUGUCGGAGAAGUCUAUGAUCAGGGUGUAGGAACCUCAUAUUAUGCUGUUGCCGUGGUCCAAAAGAGCUCCAAUAUUACCCUAAAUAGCAUGAAAGGUGCCAAGUCUUGUCACACAGGAAUCGAAAGGACGGCAGGAUGGAAAGUGCCUCUGGGAUACCUCAUUGAUACAGGGCGUAUGUCUGUUAUGGGAUGCAAUGUACAAAGAGCUGUGAGCAAUUUUUUCUCCAAAAGCUGUGUUCCUGGUGUUGUCAAUGCAAGCUUCCCAUCUCUAUGUGAACUCUGUAUAGGAGAUGGCAAUGGACAUAAUGUGUGCCAACUGGACAGCCGAGAGCAGUACUAUGAUUACAGUGGGGCUUUCAGGUGUCUGGCAGAAUCGAAGGGAGAUGUAGCUUUUGUGAAGCACAGUACAGUAUUCGACAAUUCUGAUGGCAAAAAUCCAGCUGGAUGGGCAAAAGACAUAGUAUCUGCUGACUACCAGCUCUUGUGUCGAGAUGGGACACGAGCAGAAGUCAGUGAGUGGAGACGAUGUAACCUAGCUAAGGUUCCUGCUCGUGCUGUUGUGACACGACCUGAUGUGGAUAGCUCUGUUAUAUACAAUAUUCUCCAUGAAGGACAGCAAAGAUUUAAAGAUGGCUCCACCUUCAAGAUGUUUGACUCAUCAACCUAUGGUGGAUCAAACCUGCUUUUCAAGGACUCCACAUUAGAACUCAGGCCCAUCUUCAGUCAGACAUAUCAGGCAUGGCUUGGUGAUGAGUUUCUGCAGGCAAUGUGGGGAAUCAACUGUAACCCAGACAAACUUCCCAAAAUGCUGCGUUGGUGCACCAUAUCCACCUCAGAAAUAUGGAAGUGUGCCGAUAUGGGCAGUGCCUUUUUGAACAUGACUUUGUCUCCAUACAUCCAAUGUGUUUCUGCUGAAAGUCCAGAAGACUGUAUGAAAAUGAUACAGAAAAAAGAAAUAGAUGCUGUAACACUGGAUGGAGGAGACAUUUACAAGGCUGGAAAGACGUAUAAUUUGGUACCAGCUGCCGGGGAAAGUUAUCUUGACAGCAGCAUUGCUGACAGUUACUAUGCAGUAGCUGUGGUCCAUAAAAACCCAUCUGAUGCCUUUACCAUCAAUGAAUUGAAAGGCAGGAAAUCCUGCCAUACAGGCUAUGAACGCACAGCUGGGUGGAAUGUACCUGUAGGGACCCUGGUAAAAAAUGGGUUCAUCAGGCCAGAAGGCUGUAAUAUUGCUAAAGCUGUUGCUGAUUUUUUCUCUUCAAGCUGUGUGCCUGGCAUUGACCAGAAAAGUUUCCCUAAGCUCUGUCAACUGUGCAAAAAUAAAUGUGAAAGCAGUGAAAGUGAGCCAUAUUUUGGAUAUUCUGGGGCCUUUAGGUGUUUGGCUGAGAGAGCAGGAGAAGUGGCAUUCGUUAAACAUUCAACUGUUUUUGAAAACACAGAUGGAAAAAACACAGAGGAUUGGGCAAAAAAUUUAGAAUCCAGUAAAUUCCAGUUACUGUGUCCCAAUGGAGCCCGCGCAGAAGUGACUCAAUUUGCAGACUGCAAUUGGGCCCAAGUUCCAGCUCACGCUGUGAUGGUACAUGCAGACACCAAUAUUCAUGCCGUUUUUGGCUUACUGGACCAUGCACAGGAAUACUAUGGAAGUGACAGUCAUCUUGAAUUCAAAAUGUUUGACUCUUCCAAAUAUAAUUCAAAAGACUUGAUCUUCAAAGAUUCCACUAAUAAAAUUGUUCCUGUCAAAGACAAGAAAACUGCAGAGAAAUGGCUUGGAACAAAUUAUAUUAGUUCAUUGGAAGGUUUACAGUGUAGUUCUAGUACAGUGCUAACUCCAGUCAAUGCUGCUGUAUUGCUAUUUUUCAGUAUGCUUCUAUUUAAGAUUUCUGUAUAAUUAUCAGCUACCAUGUUAUUGGAAUGUCUAUGGAAAUUGCAUAGGUGCAAAUAUCAAGAGGAUCGUUGCUCACCAACAAAAGACUUCAAUUGUGAAUGGGUAGAAAGUGGAAUGUGAAUAUGUUCGGUGUGUACCUGCACUGUACACUCUUUGGCUCUGUAUUAUUUUCAUGCAAUGUGCUUUGUCAAGUCCAUCACGAACAUUAAACCAUCUAUUUAUUAAAUAUGCCUAUUUCUAAGACAGCUUUAUAGUCAGCAGGUAUAUAUAAUAUGUGUAUAUGUAUUUCUCCACAAUGCUGCAACAAUACUUGAUAAAGGCAAUAUGUGAAACUUGUGCAUGACUACAUAUGCGUCAACAUAUACAUUACAGCUCUACAACCAA
This is a messenger RNA of Pelobates fuscus (common spadefoot toad), 2576 nucleotides long. It is a transcript of the gene MELTF, whose product is annotated as melanotransferrin. Lineage: Eukaryota; Metazoa; Chordata; Amphibia; Anura; Pelobatidae. Gene Ontology annotation, biological process: iron ion transport. Bases 30 to 2195 code for a protein of 721 amino acids. Gene Ontology annotation, cellular component: plasma membrane; extracellular region; early endosome. The transcript is spliced from 16 exons. The record is from RefSeq and is a predicted model, not a curated record.